Agelaius phoeniceus (red-winged blackbird) is the source of this 1676-nucleotide messenger RNA. RefSeq names its product ras-related and estrogen-regulated growth inhibitor-like protein. Gene Ontology annotation, molecular function: GTPase activity; GTP binding. Lineage: Eukaryota; Metazoa; Chordata; Aves; Passeriformes; Icteridae. The record is from RefSeq and is a predicted model, not a curated record.
AUGGGCCUCGUGGGUCCCCCGGGUGCCGUGGGAAGCGCUGGGCUGUCGGCUUGCCGAGCCGGGCUGUACACACGGCUGGGACCGUGCGAGGGCUCGGCCACGCUCGGCAUGGGGCUCCGGCUCCCGCUGCGCCGCAGCACCAGCUUCACCCCCGACCACCCUGCCCUCAUGGAGGUGCCUGGCCCCGCUGCCCUGAAGAUGGAAGCAAACGUCCUUGUCAUGGGAGCAGACAACGUAGGGAAAUCAGCUCUGACCGUGCGUUUCCUGACCCGGCGCUUUAUUGGAGAGUACGGAGACAUGGAAUUCAUCUACAGCCACAACCUGACUGUGGAUGGCCGAGAGAUUCUCUUACACAUCUGGGACGUCCCCAAUUCCCAGGAGCAGGCAGAGGAUGGCUCCUCAGAGGAGAAGCGAAUCCAGUGGGCAGACAGCUUUGUCCUGGUCUACAGUAUCUGUGACCGUGCCAGCUUCAACAUCCUGCCCCUCAAAGUGCAGUUCAUCAAGGCUGCCAAGGAGGGGCAGAGCCAGGAGAAGGUGCCCAUUGUCAUUGUGGGCAACAAGCGGGACCUGCACCACCAGCGGGUGGUGUCCAGCGAGGAGGGCCGGCUCCUGGCCCUCUCUUUAGACUGCGGUUUCUAUGAGGUCUCUGCCGCUGAGGCUUAUCACGGGGCCCUCAUGGUCUUCCAUGGACUGGCCAAGCUCAUCCCAGACACCAAGCUGGCCAUGAAGAAGGGCACAGGGAUCCGGGGCAUCGUCAAGACCAUGUCGGCUGUGUUUGCCCGAAAGCGAACAGACUCCCUCUGAGUCCUGCACGGCUGUUGCUGCUCUCUGUGCUGCCCAGCUGGGCCAGGCCUCCUCGCUGGGUGCCCAUGGACAUGGUGUGUGGCUUUCCAUAAGUAUGACAGUUCCUUGCUGUCCUCCUCGUGUCAGGGUCUGCGUGUCCUGCCUCGCACAGCCAGUGCAGCUGAGGACUGUAGUGGGCUCCUCUUGGCUCUGCCAUGGGAUAGUCUCAUCUCUUUGCUCUACCAGCUCUUUAGGUGCCUCCUGCUUUCUCCUUCCAUCCUCCAACACUGGAAACCACCGGGGGGAUUUUGCCAAAGCUCCAGGCAGCAGCAUCCCUAGCUCCUGCAGCAGGAGCUGCCCAAGCGGUCAGCAAUUAGGGAGAACAUCCUGCUCUUGUACAGCACACGACUCUCUGUCUCUCCACUCCUACUCUGGGAUCCUUAUUCCUGUUUAACCCUCAUCAGGAUCCUCUUCAGUAACCCUGGAGCACCCAUGAGCUGGAGAGGUGGGGCUUUCUGCACUGGGGAGGCACUGGCAGUUCCCGCGUGUGUAUCAGAGCCCAGGGCACCGGCGAUCCUGGAGAAUUUGGUGAGGGCUGGUGCCUCCCAUCCCCCGUGCCGUGCUUUUGAACAGCCGUGCUCACAGCCCUCUCCCCCACAGCCUUUCAGCCAUCCCAGCCGUUUGUUUCUCUUGUGCGGGCGGGUGCUGUACAGGCUGUGCCUGGGAAAAGCCAAGCGCAGGGCUCGUUCCCAGGAUGGGAAUUGCACCACGAGCCUUCCCAAGCCACUCGUUCUGUAGGGCUGCCUGUCCCCAGGGAGGAAAGGAGCUGGGGAAAGGGGCUCGCUGACCCCUCUGCUGCUGGGAGGCUUUUCCCUGCCUCUCCCAAACCCUUC